UGUUUAUUUAUACUAAUAAUCAUUCAAUUAAUCUACUUAUUUCAGUAUCCAAGAUCAACGAAAUCAAAAUAUCACAAGGACUGUAUACCUCCAUACUUUUGAAAUGCCUGGGGAAAUGCUGCACCUGGCUUCCACGCCUGAAGCUUGGCGAAAGAUUGUCUGUUCCUGCACCGACUGCGACUCCUACAACUGCUUCGCCCUACGACACGAAGCUGCUGCCGGCUGCACAUGCAAACUGUGCGAACACUCCAAAACUUGCCUCUUUUACAAUAAAGUAAAAACAAACUUAAAUGCACCUUUACUAAAAACACCUCAAGCAAAGACACCACAAGUAAAAACACCUAAGACUUUCUCUUACCAAGACACAGGUACCUCAACACCAAAAUGCAAUAUGUUACAUAAUCACACAGAGGAUUGUAGUAAAAAGUUCCACGAUGAUUGCAACACCAAAAAUACUCUUAUCUUUUACGAAAAUAUAAAAGCACGUCUCGAGGAGGCUCAGGCUGCUAUAAAAGACAUAAAGUCUCGUCAGGAAUCUAAAGACAAGUCGGUUCCACAGAUACUUCCAACUGAAACCUUAAAAUCACCUCCAAAUAUAACUCCACAGCCAUCUCCUGAUACGUUACCAAAAGCGUUUUCAGAGACGCCUUCACAAAUUAAGAAAAAGACCACGCCAGGCGACCCUAUCCCAUAUCCUAUGAGAUUAGAAAGUCUGAAAGCAUGCUCAUGUAAAAUCUCUAAAUCCUGCCCUUACUACAAGAAGGAUAAACAACAAGUUUUAAGUGAACCAGGACAGGUACUAACAAACAAUACAUGUUCGUCCUAUCUCAUAACGAAACCGAACAACAAAAUCGAGUCCAGCGAAACUGUUGCGAAUAAGAAAUACAGAGUCGUUCCAAUCGUUGAUUCUGACCGUACAGAUUAUAUAAAAGUAGAAAGCACCGAGACUUAUAACAUCCAUAAAAGCGACGAGAAUGCCCCUAAAACUGAGAAAGAUAAUGAAUACAAAAAUACCAUUAGAAUUGAUAAACUUGUCCUUUCUAACAGUGAGAUGAAGCAGUAUGAAAAGAUAAUUGAGGUGCUUAAAUAUAUUUUAGAACAAAAUCAAGAAAAAAGUCAAAACGCAAAGCAGAAAACAAAUGUGAACCAUGAUACGAUUAAUAAAAAACACACUGAUAAAAAAUCUAAAGUGGAUAAAGUUACAAAUGUAAAGGUGGAAACAAAUAUAGAUGUGGAGCACAUUACUGACAAACCCAAGAGCAGUGAUAAAAAUAUCAACGAUAGUGUAAAGACAGCGAAAAAGAGUCAAACAAAAAAAGAUGAGCAUGACAUUAUAGACAACGGCAAGCAUGCAUUUGAUUCGGUCAACAUUACUAAAAAGGAGAAAAUUACAAACAAUCAUCCUGAUAACAACCUUAAAAAAACAUCAAGUAAAUGUAAAAACAAAUUUUGUACCCUUGAAGGACACAAACCUUUUAAAAAGCGUAUCGAAUUACAAAUAGUCUAUGACAUUCGUGGGAAUGAUAAGUUUUCCAGUAAAAGCGAUGAAGUAGAAACCAAACCUAAUCAAAACGUAUCUUACUCCUGUUCUCACACUAAAACUUCGGCAGAACUAAGUGCCCAAAUAAUGAACGUACCUUUCAGAGAAUAUACAAAGUAUAUCAGUAAACCAGAACCUGCUAUAGAAAGUACCCCGAAACAAAAAGGCAGUAAAUAUAUACUUAAGAAAAUAAAAGAUAUUUACGAAGCCUGCAGUUGUAAAGUUUGUGAAUGCAUCUCAAGUAUAGUACCCGCGAACCCUACGACCAAAAGCGAAGUGUGCAACUGUAAACCUUGCGACUGUGACGAAUGCCAAGGGUAUGGAAAAGGGAGUACUACAUCAGAAAAAUGUAAUUGUAGACCUUGCGAGUGCAUUGAAUGUACAAGCGCAAAACUUUCAGGUUCAUGUGCCUGCAAGGCUUGCGAAUGCAUUGAAUGUAAGUAUAGUAACAUAAAAAAAUACAGAAAAUAUAUAGUAGCUCCGGUUGGAGAAAACCAACAACGCCGUUACUGUGACUGUUCACCUUGUGGAUGUUACGAAUGUGCGCAUCCGUACGGAACAGUAAGUAACCGAACAACUCAAGAAACGAGCACCGAGGUUCGUCGGCACCUCAACUGUCACUGUCACCCUUGCAACAAUGUCGAUUGUGAACAAGAUGGAGCAGAUACUUGUACCUGCGAUAGGCAUUCUAAAGUAAUGAGCAAACCCGUAUUGAAGGAUACACAAGAAUACGAUAUCCAUCAUGUCACAGUUUCAAACUUGGGUAGAAAUGCCUAUAAAUGUAAAAAACUUGAUAAAGGCGCUGCAGCGUGGCUAUUUUCGACUACGCCAAAACAGAGCUCUAAAGAAGAUAAUACCAAAGUUGCUAAUGCAAUAUGUGCCCAGUUUGGUUGCAGAGAAACAGAGACUUAUGUUUUGCCAUCUGCAUUUCAAAGUAAAAUAAUUAAGAAACGUGAUGGAAAAUGGUUGUUUUCUGCUGCUGACUCAAACGAGGAAUCUUCGCAUAAUAGCAACGCCAAGGUAAUCGAUCCAGUAUCCACCCAGUUUGGUAGUAGAGAAAUUAAAAUAUCUGACUCGGUGAUAAGUAAAAGUGCAUAUCAGAAUAAAAAAAAUAAGAAUGAAGAUGCCAAAUGGCUCUUUUUGAAACAACAUUCCGAUAACAACGUAUUAGAUGCAUUAUGUAAACGGUUUGGUUGUAAUGAACCAAAUCAAAUAGCAGCUGUACCCGGUAGUGGCAAUUGCGACGUCUACCAACCUGACUUACAUUUACAUCCAAAACAAAAAAUCUCAAUCAAAAAAGAUAACGAGAUUGCCGAGCCUGAUGAUGGCUGCAAUGACAAAGUGUCAAUAUGUGAACCCUUUGGGUGUAAAGAAGUGGUUAUCCAUGACUCGAAUAUUAAAAUACAUCGAACUCAAAAAAUCAUGAAACGAAAUAGCACCGAUUCGAAAUUAUAUGAUCACACCCGUGAUGAUAAUGAUGUUAACGAAUUAAAUAAUGGUGAACAUCAAAACCAAGAUAUUGACAAAGAUGAUGCAGCAUGGUUGUUCUCAGCUGUACGUAACCAAAACUCUAAUAGAGAUGAUAAUUCUAAUGUAAGCGACGAGUUAUGCAGCCGGUUUGGUGGCGACGAUACGAUAGCUGUUGCUUUAAAUUUAACACGUAAUUUCCCAACGGCAAAGUACUUUGCUAAAGUAAACAAUUCCGGUGAUUGCGACUGCAAACCGUGUAAAUGUCCGAAAUGUUUAAAACAUUACAAAGAAGGUCACAAUCCCAAAGAACGUAUGAAAAAUUGCUAUUGUGAAAUCUGCGAGUGUAUUAAUUGUGAAAGUAUGUUGUGCGAUACAAGUGUAUGUGAUUGCAAGCCUUGCGGUUGCAGCGAAUGUCAGAAAUUCUUGCCUUCUAGGCUGAGAACUUACGGUUACAGAAGACCAGAGUAUACGAGUAAAAAUAAAAAAUCCGUAUAUCCUUGCAUGAAUGAUAGCAGUAGUCGCUAUCUUACGUUACUUAAAGCGAAACAAUCGGAUCGUUUCUUAGACAAAAUUAUAACCGAUAAAGAAAGUAAAAACUUUUAUCAUUCUUAUACAGAACCAAACCAUAAAACGAAACCACAGGUCGAUAUGUACUGCGAAAUUACAAGUAACAAUAAAAAUAUUAACAGAUCUCAUAGAAACAUUAACAAAGAACUUAUAAUGGAUAGGGCAAAUCCUAGUGUAUUGAAAGAUAAAAUUCAUGAUUAUGUAAGCAGGAAAAAAACGAAUAUUACGAAAGUUACUGAGAAUACAAAUAAUGAAUGUUACAAAGAAAAGCAAAGAGCCAUGAAAAAUAAAAAUGACGAAUCUAUCACACGUGAAUCGUCAUCGUCUUUCGAACCAUCUACUUCAGGAUUGACACAUGACAAAGAAAUUAGUGACUUGAAAAAUCGUAAUACGAAAUCGAAAGAGAGCUCUUGUAAUAGCUCAGGCUACGACAAUUCGAAUUAUUUAAUCCGUUUCCCAAAGUCAACCGUCGAAACGUGUAUAAGUGAUGUCAUGAAUUUAAGUAAUUACAAAAAGUCUGCUUUUACGCCUUUGAAACCAUCACAGACCAAACCUGAAAGCGAGUACAAAACAUCAACGAUUUCAGAGUACCUUCAUAACACCGUAGUUUUGAAAGAUAAAUAUCCGUCAGUAAACCACAAUAGUUCAAAACAAGGCGUCAUAAAAAUAUCGAAUCUUAAAAUGUGCGAAAAUUUUAAUUCUGAAAGUCCUUGUGGUUGUCAACCAUGCGAUUGUGAUAAAUGUUUGUAUAAAACAAUAAAAUACGACCGAUGUCGUUGCGAUUGUAAUAAUUGUUUUUGCUACGGAACGUGUCUCAGCGAAGAUAAGUCUGUUUACAUUCGGAAAAACGAGUUGACUCAAACUCUUGAGUUACAAGACAGCGGUGAAGUUAGUUUGCAUAGUGCCCACAAUAUCAAUCCGGAAACAAAAACUUUAGUCAAACAGUUUUACCCGGCAUGGAAUACUCAAGAAUUAGAAGUUUCUAGGGACAAAGACAUCCAACCUAAGGACACUAACAAAAAUAGCACUGAUGAUAAAUGCGCGAUAUAUAAGAAUGAUAACUGCGUAAUAAAUUCAUGUGGUGUAAAUAUUAAUUAUUACGACAGCGUACAACAUACUUUAAGGGAUGCUAAAGCAUUUUCUUUAGAAUUACUCAAAAUACUACAAAAGUACGAGAAAGCAAACAAAGAUUUUGAUAGUGUGUCUAAGAAAUUUAAGGAAUUACAAGAAACACGCUUGAAUGACGAUGUCGUAGUAGAUAAAGAAGAAAGUAGUAACUCAGAAGUAACGGAAAAAAUACAACCAAUAGAGAAUGAUUCAAUCAAUAAUGAAAAUGAUUCAACUAAAUCACAAUUUCACAUAUAUCCAGAUAGCACAAACAAAAUUGAAACUGUUGAAUCUGUUACAUCGAUAUCUUUACAAACCGUUCCCAUAAAUAUCUCUAGCAAUUUCGUGGAUAAUAAAAAUGAAAGAAAUAAAAUUCUAACAGACAUAUAUGAUCUAAACGGACCCGAAAUUGUUCCGUUAAUUACACCAGAUGAACAAUGCCCUGAGCAAGAAAACAGUAAUGUGAAGGUGAUGUUAACAUCGUUUAAAGAUACAAAUCAUGUGCAAGAAAAUAAUGAUAUGAAGGUAAAGCUGGACAGUCUUAAAAAUCAAUACAAAAUGUACAGUAAACUUAUAAGUCGCGCUAUAAUAAAGUGCAAGAAAGAAAAAUGGAAGAAAACGUGUAGCAGCGGAUCACAUUCGAAGUCGGCUAGUCCCGAUAACUCGAGAAAUUGUUACAGCUUAAUACAGAAUAAUGGUCACGAUGAAAACGUCUCUUUACUUAAUAAAGAAACUAAAGAUGAAAUUAAAAAGGAUAGCAAUUACAAACUAAAUACUGUUUACCUGAAUACAGUAGAUCCGAGAGACCUGGACAGUGUUUCUACGGAUAAAAUAUUGGUCUUCGAAAAUAAUGAAAAUCUGUUUGCAAAUUCUAACAAAGAAUCAUUUUUGGAUAAAAACCAAUUGACAACGAGUAAUAACGUGAACGUGUCGUAUCCAAAUCUGGCACUGGAAAAAGAGGAUGCCUUAAUAGACAUCCCUGCAAGGUUAAACACCAAUGAGGCUAUAGAUUGUGUGAGUCAAGAUGAGAACGUAUAUCAGAAAAUGAGUUUUUCAAAGGGUUACUACAAUAUAAUGAACAAAGACAUCGAAGAAGCGUCGACUAGUCAAGAUGAAACUUUAAGGGCCGAAUUUCAACGAAGAUUUGAAAGUAUGCCAAGCGUGCCACAGACGAAAGGGCGAUUGUUAACGGGCAUCGAUAGUUCAAUAGAAAAAAUUGCAUCCAGUAAUAUCAUGCAUUUGUUUCAGAAGACGACGAGCAGCUACGACCCUAAGAAGGUGGCUUUCCAAACGGUGCGGAAGGUGUCGGAUCACACUAUAUUAGUGAAGUGGAAAGUCCCUUUGAUCACCACUGAUAUUGAAGGAUACGAGCUGCUUCUGAACGGACGUUCAGUUCAGAAGAUGCUCAGUCCAACGCACAACAUGGCGGUUGUCACUUGCCUGCCGCAUACCAACAAGGUCCUCCUUACCGUCCGCACCAUCACCCUGGCGUCAGCUACCACUGGCAACUAUCCUACCACCACAGUUGUCUAUCGUCUUCGUUCCAAGUAGUCUUAAAUUGUACGUCUUUUCAAAUCACCGUUCAGAAUAGUUGUAGUUUUCUGCUACAAUAGACUGCUGCUAGAUUUGUGCGGUAUCGUGUGCUGCCUAUAUUGAAACUGGGAGAAAUAUUUGCCAGAGUUAAUUACUAGAAGGUAUAAGUUUCACAUCCGCACAACUGGUCAGUCUUGACUUUUGAUGCAGGUUUUCACAUUUUAUUUUACCAAAUCUUUAUCAUUAUUAGUUCUUGGAAAUAUUCACCUGUUAA
Molecule: messenger RNA, 6491 nt
Organism: Pectinophora gossypiella (pink bollworm)
Lineage: Eukaryota; Metazoa; Arthropoda; Insecta; Lepidoptera; Gelechiidae
Exons: 6
Coding region: 104-6235 (2043 amino acids)
Source: RefSeq, a predicted model, not a curated record